Messenger RNA from Monascus purpureus, 1170 nucleotides. NCBI's taxonomy places the organism in Eukaryota, Fungi, Ascomycota, Eurotiomycetes, Eurotiales, Aspergillaceae. The record is from the annotation of a GenBank genome assembly.
CGAACCGUCAACGUCGUCUACGCCCUUGGACUGCGAAGUCUCCAACUCAAUUACCACCCCCACUCUCUUAUCAUCCUCCCCUCUCACACAAUGUUCCUUCGCUCCGUGCCCAGAGCUGCUGUUCGCGGCUCAGCCAUUCCCACGGCUGCUCUCCGCACCUACCGCACUGCUUCUUCCCCUCUGGCCGCCCUCAAUGCUCGUCCUCAGACUGAAGUCAAGUCCCUCGCUGGCCGCCAGCAGACUCGCGCCUCUUCCGAGCAUGCUAUUUCCAACCCGACCCUCGCCAGCAUCGAGAAGCGCUGGGAGUCCAUGCCUCCCCAGGAGCAGGCUGAAUUGUGGAUGCAGCUGAGAGAUCGUAUGAAGACUGAUUGGCACAACUUGACUCUCCAGGAGAAGAAGGCCGCAUACUGGAUUGCAUUCGGUCCCCAUGGCCCUCGCGCACAAACCCCCAAGGGUGAGGGCAGGAGGGUAUUCUUCAAGGUGGCUCAGCUUCUCCUUGUUUCUCUUGGUCUUGUUUAUGUCAUUCGUCUUGCGGCUAAGCCGGCACCACGGACGAUGACGAAGGAGUGGCAGGAGGCCACCAACGAGUAUGCCAAGAGCGAAGGUAUCAACCCUCUUCACGGCAUCAGCAGCGAAGGUUACAAGGGCAAGGGCUUCGUUCAGAGCGCACCUGCCGAGAAGUAAAUGUGUUUUUGACAAGGAGACGAUUUCGAGGGGAAAGUGGAUGUGCUGGGUUAAUUGUCCAUGCGUGGCGGAGCAGACUGGUCGCGGCAUUUCAUUUCUGAAGCAUCGGGGUCUGUGGCCAUGCGUUGUUUUAAUUCUAUAUGGGGAUGCAUCGCCCCUUGAUCUCCAUCCUGUGACAAUCUCAACACAAAACCUUGUGUGUCCGAUACUGUGCUAUAACCAAUGUAUUUCUUUAUUUAUUCUGCGAUUUGGAAUGGAUUUUGUAGCUUCUGAUGUUUUGUGUGGUAUACUAUGUUUUUAUGCCUAGCUACUGGAUAGCCCUGGAGGCAUCUGGCAUCCACUGGUGCUAUUCAGCUUAUAGGAUAUAUUAGGAAGGAUCUGAUAGCAGAGAUGAAUUGCUGUGGUUGACCAUUACAUGGAUGUACAUACCAGGUACCUAGGCAGUAAUCCCGAAUAUACGGAGGACGCGGGAAGCGUCAUUUUUAC